CUAUCGAUUAUUGGCGAAAAGUGUUAAAAAGUGCCGAAGUUUUGAAGCCAAUAAGACCAUUGAAAAUGGGGUUAGCCGUCUGCAUGAAAAACUCUUUCGAAAGUAUUGAAAGUACCGAUCACAAUCUCAGUUGGUAUUGGUUCUUGUAAAGCUUGAAUUAGAAAAUAUGUUAGUGAAAAGAAAAAUGUUUGAUUGAGUUUUCAUGAUAAACUGCAACUUGAUUGUUAUUGUGGAAAUGUUUUCAAGCUGGCGUCGAUAGUAAAUCAGCCGAUGGUAUCAAAAAGAAGUCCUCUUGAAAAUAUUCUCCGUAAAAACUGCAUUGAUCAGUAUGAGGACUAGCUCGAAGUUCGUACGGAAUUCUAGUUCGAGUAUUCUAUAGUACAUCAACCUGUUUUGUUUUAUUUUAUUUUUCACUCUCCGUAUUUAUUAACCUAAGCGAUAUAUGACUCGGUUUGCGGGCAAAAUUUUUCCUGCGAAUCAGAACACGUUUUCAUAAUAAAAAAGGUACAUCGUUUUCAAUUCGAUGAGACAGAUUUUCUCUUUUGCCUUUCUAGCAUUGGAAGGAAUUUUGAGAAUUAUGCUCUUUAUGUGUUGAAGCCAAGCACUCUAAAAACUCGUCUAUAUAUCUGUACACCAAAGCUUUCGUUUGCGUCUAAUUAUAGCUGGAGAAUUGCUUGUUGGACUUGGCGAUUCGUUUACAUCUGCUGGUGAUGCAGGUGGUCUAUCAAAAUCAUAUCCGAUUAUUGCUGGUGGUCUGCUAAAUUGGCAAGCACGCAAUUUCGCGAAAGGUGGAGCUAAAAUGAGUCAAAUACCUGCUCAGUUAGCUGCUGCUGCAUCUUCGUUAUCUAAUGCAACUCAUGUUGUAUUCACAAUUGGUGGCAAUGAUCUUGGAGUAGCUGACUCCCUUAUACAGAUUAUCCUGAAAAACAAUUUCACGGCUGUUAUUCAAAAAGCUACCAAUCUCAAACCUCGACUCGUCUCUACUUACAAACUCAUUCAAGCUGCCGUUCGUCCUCAAACCAAAAUCUAUGCUGUUCCCUACGUUGAUUUCAUAAGUGUUGGCAACAAAAUUCCGAACGAAGCCGAUUGUCAUCGAAUGAUGGAUGUAUUAACGAGCACUAUCCAAGAUGCUGCUGCAGAAGCUAAAAUUGGUUUUAUCGGUGCUGUCAAAUUGGCAUUUCUCGGUCAUGAAAUGUUUUCAGCUGAUCCAUAUGUCGAUAGCUUCUUAAGUCAGAAAAAUGCAGCCCACCCGAAUGCUAAAGGUUAUGCCAAAAUUGGACAAGUGUGUGAUGACGGCGAUUGUUCUCAAAAUAUUGGUUCAACCAUUUCUCAAUGUUCAUCAACACAACAAGCAUAUAAUUCUCGUCAUCAUCUGACUGGUACACGUUUUUCUGAUAGUCCAAUUGUAUCACCUUCGAUUAAACGAAAACACAAUGAAAUUUCUACGGGAGAGGCUCUAAUUCUUGAAAAGCUCGACUAUUUAACUGAACAGUUAACAGUGUUGACCGAAAGUAAUGGUGAAAAAACGAAAAAAAUAUUGAAAAAUCAACAUAAAACGGAAAAACUUGUUUAUAAACUUGCUCAAGGACAAAAACUGGCUGCUGUAACAACUUUUCCAUCACCUGAACAAUUUUCACCUGUUGAUUACAAGGGUCAAAAUUUGUUUGAAGAUUUUGAUAUGAAUUAUACACCAACAAUGUUUUUGUGUAAAUUGGUUCGUCGAUUGUACACAACUGAAGAAAUAGAGGAGAGAGUGGUGCACGAUGAUCGUAUGACAGCUAUUAAGAAAGCUGUUAGAAUAGCUUAUUAUCCAGAUGAACAAGUCAAAUUUAAUCUCUUUUGGGGAACAGAAGCUCAUCUUUCACUUCAAGGUCAACGUCGAGCUCAAAAAUCUCGUACUCGAAAACGAGAACGUGUAAAUGGUAAUCAUUUGGAUAAUCAUCCUAUUGAAAACAACAACAUUUAA
This is a messenger RNA of Rotaria sordida, 1966 nucleotides long. NCBI's taxonomy places the organism in Eukaryota, Metazoa, Rotifera, Eurotatoria, Philodinida, Philodinidae. The record is from the annotation of a GenBank genome assembly.